Medioppia subpectinata is the source of this 691-nucleotide messenger RNA. The record is from the annotation of a GenBank genome assembly. NCBI's taxonomy places the organism in Eukaryota, Metazoa, Arthropoda, Arachnida, Sarcoptiformes, Oppiidae.
AUGGAUUUUAGCCCAGAAAAGAAACACAGAAUUAUGAAUGAAGUGAAAUGUUUGGCAAAAUUGAUCUCAAAUUUUGUGGUCAGAUAUUACUCUUCGUGGACCGAAGACAUACAUCUGUACAUUCAUAUGGAGUACUGCCCGCAAACAUUACGCUCUGUACUCAAAGAAAAACAAUUAGUAUUUGGCAGACAAUUACCGGCAGAGCCGAUGACAAUCUUUGAGUAUUUCAUAUCAUGUGAAAUACUUCGGGAACUUUUGCAAUGCCUUGAAUUUAUACACGAAUUUUUGCCGCCUAUUAUUCAUCGGGAUAUAAAACCCGAGAAUAUAUUAAUUUCCAUGAACAAUACAAAUAUUAAGCUAGGUGACUUUGGAUUGGCCACCGAACACGACCGGCUAUCUAAAAGUCACACACAGAAUGUCGGGACAGUCAACUAUAUGGCACCGGAAAUGGGGUUUUUACCCACAUAUGGCUGUAAAGUUGAUCUACUCUUAUCCAACGUAUGAUUUAACCACGUUUUCGGCCAAUUUUAACAAAUUAAAUGCUAUUUAUUGGUCAAUGGUUGAGUCAAUGGAUACUAAACGACCGACAAGUAUUCAAAUACUGAAUGAAUAUGACAACUGGGCUAUCAAUAAGUCGCUUAUUAUAAAUCAUAAGGAUUUUAAUGCAAUACAAAAUGCUCUUAAAUCUAAC